CAACGUGGCACCCGUUGCCCAGCAACGCUGUGUCAACCUCAUUUUCCAAAACACUAUUUAACCCCACAGUAUGUUUUUUCUGGUCGGCUGUCAUGAUAAUUAUAAAUCUUGAACUUGUCCUUUAGUUUGGAAAAAUAGGCUGCAAAAUGGGAAAGAAAGUGAAGAAGGAGAGUGAAACUCCAUGCAAGGAAACGUCACAGUUUGAGCCACUACCUGUUGAGGGCAGAACCCCAGCAACAGUAGUGCUGCUGCUGAGCUCCCCAGAGGAGGACAUCCUGGCCAAAGCAUGUGAAGCAAUCCACACAUUUGCAGAGAAGGGAGAUGAUAACAAGGUUUCUCUGCUGGGACUUGGGGCAUUGGAGUCUCUUUGUCAGCUCAUCACUCACAACAACAAGCUGGUCAGACGCAAUGCCUUCAUGGCCCUGGGCAUCAUGGCCACCAACGGUGAUGUAAAGAGUGCUCUGAAAAGAUUUGAUGUCAUUCCAUCAAUCAUUGACAAACUGUCAGUUGAAGACGAUAUAGUUGUCCAUGAGUUUGCAACACUGUGCCUGGCCUCUCUGUCAGUGGAUUUCAUCUGUAAGGUCCAGAUAUACGACAGCAAGGGCUUGCCACCUCUAAUCCAGCUCCUAUCCAGUCCAGACCCCGAUGUCAAGAAGAACUCGCUAGAGAUCAUCUUCAACCUGGUUCAGGACUACCAAAGUCGUCUGGCAGUACAUGAGUUGGGUGGGAUCCCUCGACUUCUGGAACUGUUGAAGUCGGACUUUCCUGUCAUUCAGCAUUUGGCUUUAAAGACGCUGCAGAAUCUCACCACCGAUAAAGAUACACGCAACACCUUCAGGGAAGAGCAAGGAUUUGAGAAGCUCAUGGAUAUCCUCAGUAACACCGACUUCAGCGACCUUCAUGCUGAGGCCUUACAGGUAGUUGCUAACUGUCUGAGCGACAGUGAGACUUUCCAGCUGAUCCACAAGGCUGGAGGACUGACCAGGCUGAUGGAGUUUGUUCUCACCCCCAACAUGCCUGAAAUCCAGUCCAACGCUGUUAAAUGCAUCGCCAAGGUUGCUCAGAGCUCUGAGAAUCGCAAACUGCUUCAUGAGCAGAAGGUGGAGAAGGUUCUGGUAGAGCUUCUGUCUGUGGCGGACGUCAGCGUGAAAACGGCUACCUGCCAGGCUGUGCCCGCCAUGAGCCUUCACCUAGCCAGCAAAGACAGCUUCAGAGACCUGGGUGGUAUCCCUGCAGUUGUACAGUUGCUGAACAAUGACAGUUUGGUGCUGAGAGAGGCAGCAACCCAGGCUCUCUCUAACCUCACACAUAACAACCAGCUCAACGCAUUUGCAGUAUAUGAGGCAAGAGGCCAUGAGAUCCUUGUCCAGCAGCUCCAUGGAAGCUGUCCGAGGACGGUGGCCAAUUCUGCUGCCACACUUGGCAACAUGGCUGGACAGGAGGUCAUCCGCUGCAGCAUCUUGUCACACGGAGCCAUACAGGCUCUAGUGGAGCCUUUGAAGUCCACAGAUACACAGGUCCUGGUCAACACUACGAAGUGCCUGGCAGUGCUGGCCUGUGAUACAGAAGCUAGGGCAGAGCUACAAAGUGCUGGCGGCCUUCAACCACUGGUCAAUUUGCUGCGCUCCUAUUACAAGGAGGUAUUGCAUAAUGCAUGCAUGGCUAUCAAUGCCUGUGCUAGUGAUGAGCCCACUGCUGUGGAGAUGUGCAAAUUUGGAGCCCUGGAAAUGCUUCAGGAAAUCAACCAAUCAGCGAAUCGUAGGAGCAGUUUCAGCAAGUUGGCCAUGAUCAGGCUGCUUAACUCCAACUUGUCUGUUAAAUACAGCCUGACAGAUCAUUUGGCCUCCACUGACAUUAUGAGAGAUGGCUUUUAUGAUGGUGGGAAGGUUUGUGCAGGUCAGAGGAUUCUGACUUUAGAGGAACUGUCCAAACAGCCUGUCAACCAGCACCGGCCCAUCAUUGUUGUUAACGCAGCAACAGAGAAGAAGAAAGAGGAUGACAAACAGAAAGAUGAGACCCAGCCUGAGUCUCCAACAGAGAAACCGUGGAAGAUGAUGGAUGACGUCACAUUGCAGCUUCUAGUUAAAGAGGCCAAAGAAUCCAUCCUCCCACUGAAUGAUGAACGAGAGCAGUAUGCUGCCUUGGCCAGGCUGGUGAGCGAAGCCAUGGGCGGAGCAGUGGAGAUGGAAAAGUUGCACGAAUUCCCAUGGGUGCUGCACCUCAGCGGGCUCAAGUUUCAGCUCCAGUCUAAUGUUGUUCCUAUUGGUUUGAUCAGCAGGGGAAUCUACUGCCAUAGGGCACUUCUCUUCAAGUGUCUAGUUGAUUGCAUCGGAAUGAGCUGCACACUUGUUAGGGGUGAGUACAACCGGGCUUGGAACGAGAUACUUCUCUUCAGUGGGAAUCCCUCCAGCAAUGGGCGCUCCUCACAGCCCUGCCGCUACAUAGUGGACCUCAUGCACCAGCCUGGAAGCCUGUUGACAGCCAAUACCCCUGCUGCUGUGCAGUAUCAGACUAUAUAGAGCAACAGUAGUGUAGAAAUACUGUACUACAUAACACUGUGACCAGACAUUUUACUGAGAUGCAUUAUAGAUAACUGAUUUGUAUUGUAUGUGUAUUUGCUGUAUGGCAGACCUUUACACCAUACAGUAUUAUUUAAAUCGUUAGUUGAUUAUUUUGGUGCACGCACAAGACAAAAUGGAAAGAAAAAAUGCUGUUUGUCUGAAUGAAUAAGGCUUCCCUAAUAAACACACUGAUUUAA
Siniperca chuatsi (mandarin fish) is the source of this 2758-nucleotide messenger RNA. RefSeq names its product armadillo repeat containing 3 (gene armc3). The coding region runs from base 147 to 2519 and encodes 790 amino acids. The transcript has 17 exons. Lineage: Eukaryota; Metazoa; Chordata; Actinopteri; Centrarchiformes; Sinipercidae. The record is from RefSeq and is a predicted model, not a curated record. Gene Ontology annotation, molecular function: protein binding.